Molecule: messenger RNA, 705 nt
Organism: Mycena citricolor
Lineage: Eukaryota; Fungi; Basidiomycota; Agaricomycetes; Agaricales; Mycenaceae
Source: the annotation of a GenBank genome assembly
AAAAGCAGAGAACAAAGGGACCUUUAUAAUGCCAGAGCCGACUGCAGAAGACUGCGCUUCGCUCCCCCUCUCUCUCCCUUCUUCUCGUCUCUUCCUACAACCAACCUGCAGCUAUGCUCCGGUUCCACCACACCGACCCCACUUAUCCUGCGUUUUCCAUCUUCGCCUGUCUCGGCUUUGUCCUUCCGUUGAUUCCCUUGUCCUGGCACAUGCAGCGUGGAACUCUGGUACAUGCUGGUACAUAUUCUGGUCGUCUCUGUCCUGCCUCAAUCUUUUCGUCAACUCCUUGGUAUGGGCUGGAACACCCUCAACGUCGCACCUGCCUGGUGUGAGAUUUCUAUCCGAAUCAUCAUGGGCGCCUCAGUAGGAUUGCCAGCUGCAUCGCUGUGCAUCAAUCGUCGUUUGUACAAUAUCGCUAUCGUGCGGUCUGUCGUUGUCACCAAGGCUGAGAAACGCAGAACGGUCCUCAUCGACUCCAUGAUUUGUGGCGUGUUCCUGCCGUCUUCGUUGGCGCCCAGUAUAUUGUCCAGGCCAUCGCUUCAACAUCUUCGAAGACAUCGGCUGUUACCCCGCCAUCUUCAAUACUCUGCCGGCUUACUUCAUCUCUGCCAUGUGGCCGGUCAUCAUUGGGCUCGUCUCGGCCGUGUAUUGUGGAUGACCCAGUGCUUUCUCUUCGAGCCUUUUCUCAACGGCGUGCCGCCUUAA